CAUUAGCUGCAACAAAAACAAAGAAAAAAAACCAAAAAAAAAAAGAAAGAAAGAAAGGAGGGCCUUUUAAGCCCUCUCUCUUCUUAUUAUGCUUCUUCUCAGAUCUUAGAUUCUUUUACUUUUCCCAUCUGGGUUUUUUUUUCUUUUGUAAAUUUAAUAUCAUCAUCUCUUUAAAACUAAAUAAAAACAUAACCAUCAAAGGAAUCCUGGAUUGUUGGUCGAUUGAUAGUUGAUCGGUAAUUGGUCUCAUGCUUUUCGAUUGAAUCCAACAGCACCCGAUCUCUUUAUAUUGAUAUAAAUAACCCGGCUUUGCUUGAUUUUCUGUAUUUUGAUAAGCAUGGAAAUGGAACUUGGCAAGCUUUUCAUUGGUGGGAUUUCUUGGGACACAAAUGAGGACCGUCUUAGAGAAUAUUUUCAGACUUUUGGGGAAGUUGUUGAAGCUGUGAUAAUGAAGGAUCGGGCUACCGGUCGUGCCCGUGGAUUCGGGUUCGUCGUGUUUGCCGACCCGGCUGUCGCAGAAAGAGUUGUUAUGGAAAAGCAUAUGAUAGAUGGUAGAACCGUUGAGGCAAAGAAGGCAGUUCCUAGGGAUGACCGUAACAUUCUAAACAAAAGCAAUGUUAGCAUUCAUGGAUCACCUGGUCCUGCUCGAACAAAAAAGAUAUUUGUAGGAGGGUUAGCAUCUACAGUUACUGAGAGUGACUUUAAGAGGUAUUUUGAGCAGUUUGGCACAAUUACAGAUGUUGUUGUGAUGUAUGAUCACAAUACUCAGAGGCCACGCGGUUUUGGAUUCAUAACUUAUGAUUCAGAGGAAGUUGUGGAUAAAGUCUUGCAGAGAACAUUUCAUGAACUUAAUGGAAAAAUGGUUGAGGUCAAACGGGCUGUCCCCAAAGAAUCAUCUCCGGGGCCAAGUCAGAACCAGUUAGGUGGAUAUAACUUUGGUCUGAGUAGGGUCAAUAGCUUCCUUAAUGGUUACAUGCAGAAUUAUGCUAGUUCAGUUGGAGGUUAUGGUGUUAGAGCGGAAGGUAGAUUUAGUCCAGUUACUGUUGGUCGGAAUGGAUUUCCUCCAUUGAGCCCUGGUUAUGGGAUGGGACUGAAUUUUGAACCAAAUUUGAGUCCAAGUUAUGGAGGAAGCUCAAACCUUAGUUCUAACCUCAGUUACGGACGGGGAUUGAAUGCUUCAUUUAAUGGAAAGCCAGACAGGUUUGCUAGCCUCCUUGGGUAUGGUGGGGGCAGUGGAGGAAAUAGUUCUAUCUUAAACUUAGCAGGUCGAAAUAUGUGGGGAAAUGGAGGUCUUAACCAUGCUACUAACUCAAACUCUAGUCCUAUUGUGGGCUCUGGAAGUGGGAAUUCAGGUGUGAAUUCUUUUGGCAGCAUUGGAGCACUUUGGGAUUCCUCUCCUACUUCAGGUCAAGGUGGAGCUGCUUUUGCUUACAACAGUGGCAAUCUUAGAUAUGGAAGUGGAGACAUUGUGGUUGGAUCAGGAGGGAUAGGCUAUGAUAGAAACAGUGCGGCCGGUGUUGCACAGGUAUCAUCCCAAGGUGCUUCAAAUGGUGGUUAUAAUGGGGCUUAUGCUGAUAUAGAUGAAAAUGGGUCAUUUUAUGGGGAUUCCACUUGGCUCCCUGCACCCUUAGACCUACAGCGAUCUAGUUCUUUUGGUUUUGGCCUGGGAAACUCAACUUCAGAUGUUAGGACUAAUAGCCCUACUGGCUACAUUGGUGGUUAUGGUGUUCCCAAUAUGCAGUCAGAUAGAGGAAUUGCUGCAUAGGAGGAGGACGAAGCUAUGAUGUCAAAUUGUAGGAAAUUUGUAUGGUGGAGCUGGUUAAUGACUGUGAUUUCUACAUUUCCUUUGUGAAAAUAUUUCAGUUUUAUAUGGCAAAAAAUAUGAGUAGAGGUAAUUUGGUUCACCUUGUUUGAUGAAAAAACUUGAUAUAGAGAUCAGUUGCAAAGGAUUCAUGUAAGGUUUGAGCUUUUGAGGGUUCAUUUUUAUUUUUUUUUCUUUCAAUACAGGUUUUCUUUACUGGGAUUGAUUAAGAUGUAAAAUCAAAAUUGUGGGUAUACACAGAUUAUGUAUCAUGCAUCUCUUGGUGACAUUGGGAUACAUAUAAGAGAAGACCAUUUUUUUUUCUUCCAUUAAUUUUAGAGUCGUUGGAUAUUGUGCUGAUAAAAUAUUAUCCAGUGAAGUUGCUGGGUUAUUGUAUUUUGUAGAUUGAAAUUGUAAUGAGAUAUUUGGUUUGAUUUUAA
Messenger RNA from Gossypium raimondii (Peruvian cotton), 2241 nucleotides. Its product is annotated as heterogeneous nuclear ribonucleoprotein 1. The coding region runs from base 338 to 1765 and encodes 475 amino acids. The transcript has 5 exons. Lineage: Eukaryota; Viridiplantae; Streptophyta; Magnoliopsida; Malvales; Malvaceae. The record is from RefSeq and is a predicted model, not a curated record. Gene Ontology annotation, molecular function: RNA binding.